AUUUGAGCUGCUGGGUGCUUGGAAUAAUGAAGUGAAGCACUAGGCCUUCCCUUGGGUCCUCAGAUGGGCCACAGUAUGCUGCACCGCUGGUGCUGAAAACCUGGGCAGGUCAGCUGGGCUUAGAACCAUCGCAGCUUUGACUCCCUGCAUGUUCCCUUCUGGGGUGGGGUGGGGAGGAGAAGCAGCGCAAGCCUGUCGGGAGAAGUCUUGGGGACUGAGCCUUUGUCUAAGAGGAGGCAGGUGUAGCUCGUGCCCUGGGGGUCACUCACCAGCUCUGUGGCUCCUCAUCAUCACCCGGCCACGACUGAUGGCCUCCUCACGAGCCCAUGGAGGCAGAGUGGAGGACACGGUGUGGGCGUCGGUGCCCGUCAUAUGUAUAUUUUGGUUGUGGUCUGAGUUAAGGGGACAUGCCCCCCAGUUCUCUUCCUCAUCUUUCAGAUCUUGGCAGGCCCUGACCUCUCAGUGGCGCAGUUCACGGCUUGGCCUUCAGCCGACAAUACGUGUCUGUGCCAAGCGAGAACGACUUGCUGGGGCAGGUCGGAGUCAAUCUUGCAUCCCUCCCUCCCUUUUUUCCUCCCCAUUUGACCUUUGGGGCUCUAGUUUCCUGCAAGGAGUGAAUUAUUCAUGUUUGUACAUAGAUAUCAAAUUGGCCCUUCCCGGGUUGCCAGCAGGGUGGGGCAGGUAGGCGGCUUUUUUCAGAGUCUGUAAACAGGAGGAGCCACUUCCCUGUUGAAACAGCACCUCCAGGUGGGUGACCGUUUUUUUUGCUAAGUCAUCCUGGGGAUGCUCAAAGCCCCAUUGUGAAAUCUUUCCUGUCCUUCCAGGCUCCUCCUUCCUCCCCAGCCCUAUAACAGUCCCUGAAGUGGGCUGCCACCACUCUGCCGCCACUCUGCACGCCUCACUCUGCCCCUUCACCAUGGCCUACAUAGCCAAGUCCUUCUACGACCUCAGUGCCGUCAGCCUGGACGGGGAGAAGGUAGAUUUCAACACGUUCCGAGGCAGGGCCGUGCUGAUUGAGAACGUGGCCUCGCUCUGAGGCACGACCACCCGGGACUUCACCCAGCUCAACGAGUUGCAAUGCCGCUUCCCCAGGCGCCUGGUGGUUCUUGGCUUCCCUUGCAACCAAUUUGGACAUCAGGAGAACUGUCAGAAUGAGGAGAUCCUGAACAGUCUCAAGUAUGUCCGCCCCGGGGGUGGAUUCCAGCCCACUUUUACUCUUGUCCAAAAGUGUGAGGUGAAUGGUCAGAACGAGCAUCCUGUCUUCGCCUACCUGAAGGACAAGCUCCCCUACCCUUAUGAUGACCCAUUUUCCCUCAUGACCGACCCCAAGUUCAUCAUUUGGAGCCCGGUGCGCCGCUCUGACGUGGCCUGGAACUUUGAGAAGUUCCUUAUUGGGCCAGAGGGGGAGCCCUUCCGCCGCUACAGCCGUACCUUCCCUACCAUCAACAUUGAGCCUGACAUCAAGCGUCUCCUCAAAGUUGCCAUAUAGACAGGAGCUGCUCAGCACACAGAUCUACCCCAUCCCGCCCCUGGUAUCUUUCCUGAGGCUUCAGUGUGCCCGCAGGAGGCACUGCUGGGCAAAAGCUGCCUCUUGAAGAGCCUUGCCCUUCCAGGCCACCUGUCUCCCUUCCCUCCCCCAACCUUCUCCUUGGUGAUUCUACUUGGAGCUCCAAGAUUUGGCUGGCUCUGGGCCUUCACAGAAUGAUGGCACCUUCCUAAACCUUAUGGGUGGUGUCUGAGAAAUGUGAAGGGCUUAGAGCCAGGCUGCUAGCUGUGUCCAAUAAAGGGCAGGUAUG
Molecule: messenger RNA, 1796 nt
Organism: Enhydra lutris kenyoni (northern sea otter)
Lineage: Eukaryota; Metazoa; Chordata; Mammalia; Carnivora; Mustelidae
Product: glutathione peroxidase 2
Exons: 2
Biological process (GO): response to oxidative stress
Molecular function (GO): glutathione peroxidase activity
Source: RefSeq, a predicted model, not a curated record